Lottia gigantea (owl limpet) is the source of this 2893-nucleotide messenger RNA. RefSeq lists its product as hypothetical. Gene Ontology annotation, biological process: leucyl-tRNA aminoacylation; mitochondrial translation. The coding region runs from base 104 to 2797 and encodes 897 amino acids. Lineage: Eukaryota; Metazoa; Mollusca; Gastropoda; Lottiidae. Gene Ontology annotation, molecular function: leucine-tRNA ligase activity; ATP binding. The record is from RefSeq and is a predicted model, not a curated record. Gene Ontology annotation, cellular component: mitochondrion. The transcript is spliced from 22 exons.
GCUGAAUUCAAGAUGGCAGCCUCCAUGAGAAACACGAUUUUACUUUAUUAAGCGCAUUUGUUUUGACGCAGAUGCUAUUAUAACUUUAUUUGACUUUUCAACAAUGAUCACCUGCAGAAAAACACACGUAACAUGGUGUGUUCUACGCCAUAUCAGAUCUUUGUAUUCAACUGUGAAUGACAAUCACAGCAUAGUGAGCCUGUUUUCGAAAACAGGGAACUGGGCUACAGAAUUGAACAAUGAUGUUAGAAUAGAGAUUGAAAAUCAUUGGAAACCUCAACUGAAAGAACAUGACAUUAAAUACAGAUCAUUACAGACAUCAGAUAAGUCAGAGAAAGAAAAGUUUUAUGUGUUAUCUAUGUUCCCCUACCCUAGUGGUAGUUUACACAUGGGACAUGUACGUGUCUAUACUAUUAGUGAUGCAAUGGCUAGAUUCAAUAGAUUGGGAGGAAAGGAGGUGAUUCAUCCCAUGGGUUGGGAUGCUUUUGGUCUUCCAGCAGAGAAUGCUGCUAUUGAGAGAGGUGAAAUACCCCAAGACUGGACAAAGAAAAAUAUUGAAAGUAUGAAGAAACAACUAGAAGAUUUGUGCUGUAGUUUUGAUUGGGACAGAGAGCUGGCCACAUGUGAUCCUAAAUAUUAUAAAUGGACGCAGUAUAUAUUUCUAAAAAUGUUUGAAGCUGGUUUGGUUUAUAGAAAACAGGCUGAAGUUAACUGGGACCCCAUUGAUCAAACUGUACUAGCUGAUGAACAGAUUAAUGAAGAGGGGUUGUCAUGGCGAUCUGGUGCAAAAGUGGAAAAGAGAAAUUUACCACAGUGGUACAUUCAGACUACCAAAUAUGCUAAGUCAUUGAUAGAUGGUUUAAGUGAAGUAAAUGCUGAUCUAUGGGGAGAUGUUAUUUCUAAUCAGAAGAACUGGAUUGGUAAAUUAGCAUAUCCUAUUCAUUUUAAAUAUAAGGUGAAUGGUCAAGUACAAGAAGACUGUCUAACUGUAAAGAUGACUCAUUUAGAAUAUAUCUAUGGAAUAUCUCAUAUUAACAUUACUUCUCUACAUCCAUUGUUUCAAAUAUAUCAGGUAAGUUCUUUACUUUAUACAUUGUUAUUUGAAGAGGAAAAAACUAUUUACUGUAUUACUGCUGUUCAUCCAUUAACUGAUAGUGAUAUUCCUGUCUAUUAUACUGAGCAAUCUAUACAAUUAGAUAAUACUGCUGCUAGACAAGAUUCUCAUGUUGCAAUACCAAGUAUCAAUAGCAGUGAUCAAUUAGAAGCUGACAGAUUAGGUCUAUCAUGGAUUGAUGUAAUAGACAGUAAAGCUAAAAUUGUCAACUCAAAUCAGGUAACUUUUAAAAUGAAAAUGUUAGGAGAAGUUACUAGUAGUAGACUAACAGAUUGGUUAAUAUCUAGACAACGGUACUGGGGUACACCCAUACCUAUUAUUCAUUGUCCAAAAUGUCAGGUAAUGAAUAUAGAAGAUCUGCCGGUAGAAUUACCUAGAGUCAAACAAUUAUCUAAUAAAGGCUCUUCACCAUUAUCACAAAUAGAAGAAUGGGUCAACUGUCAGUGUCCAAAAUGUGUUGGAGAUGCUAAAAGAGAAACUGAUACAAUGGAUACAUUUGUUGAUUCUUCAUGGUAUUAUUUACGAUAUUUAGAUGUUAACAAUCAACAAUUACCAGUCAGUAAACAACUAGCUGAUCAGUAUUUACCUGUUGAUUUAUAUAUAGGUGGUAAAGAACAUGCUGUCUUACAUCUGUAUUUUGCAAGAUUUUUUAACCAUUUCCUUAACGAUAUUGGUAUUUUGAAACAUAGAGAACCAUUUAUUGACCUUUUGACCCAGGGUAUGGUGUUAGGUCAAAGUUGCCAGGUCAAGUCAACAGGUCAAUAUGUUCCUGCAGAUCAGGUAAACAUUAAAGGUAAUGGUGGUGUAGAAAAGGCUACUGGAGAACCUGUAGAGUUACAAUGGGAAAAAAUGAGUAAAUCCAAAUAUAAUGGUGUUGAUCCACAGGAUGUAAUUAAAGAAUAUGGAGUGGACCCAACAAGAUUAUGUAUACUAUCUAGUGUAUCCCCAAUGUCAAAUAGAUAUUGGUCAGAAAAAGAAUAUAAAGGAAUAUUGAAAUGGCAGUAUAGAAUCUGGGUGUUGAUAGGAGAUUAUAUGAAAUAUAGUAAACAAGACUACACUACAUCAACCUCAGAUUUAAUCCAUUGGAAUCAAGAACUAUUUGAAGCCAGAAAUUCAUCUGUUCAUGAGGUAACAUAUCAAAUGAGAAAGAAUUACAUGAUAAAUGCUGCCAUUUCAAGAUUACAGAAAUUUACUAACAUUUUGAAGAAAUGUCCACCAGGUAUUAUGAGAAAUUGUGAAGAGUUUGAGAGAUGUUUAGCUGAUCUAAUAAUAAUGUUAGCUCCAUUCUCUCCUAUGUUUGCUUGUGAAUACUGGGCUGGUGUGUCAUCUACUGUUAAUUUUACACAUAGUUUAUACCAAUGGGACAGAAUUGUAUUAGACCAGACAUGGCCUCUAGUUGAUGAUAAUUACCAGUAUGAAAUGUCAAUUAAAAAAAAUGAGCGAGACCAGUUCAGUAUAAAACUACCUUUAGGUAGACUAAAUGAUUGGACCUAUGAAGAAGCAGUAGUUUUAGCUCAAAGUGACCCUCAAUUUAUGAAACACUUUAAAAAUGUGCACAUUAAGCAUAAAUCUUUUAGAAUAGAAAAGGACUAUAAAGCCUGGCUCACUAUGCAUGUGGGAAAAGAAAAGAAGACAAGGGAAAGCGAGAAUAUAGCGGAUGAACAUUUGAAUGCUCAUUCUUGAAUUAAGGGAUUAUAACUUAAAAAAGAAGAAGUUACAUUUGUAAGUUUUGUGUUUUUCUAACAGUGAAUAAGUAAAACGAAACAACAAUUUGGGUUC